AUGUUCGCUCUUGCGACUGGCUUUCUCGCUGUGUGGGCAGUAGCCCAUGCAGCUCCUAGCGCAAAAACCGCUCCAACUGUUGAUGUUCGCAAUGGAACUUAUACAGGCGUGCAUAGUACAACUUAUGGCCAAGAUUUCUUCCUUGGUAUGCCCUAUGCGCAGCCACCUGUGGGAAACCUUCGUUUCACCGUGCCACAAUCAUUGAAUGAAAGUUGGAGUGGAGCACGCGACGCAAAAGAGUAUUCUGAUAUCUGCGUUGGAUACGGGACCGACUCUAUUUGGUACCCCCAGUCCGAAGCCUGUCUAACCCUGAACGUCAUCCGAGACUCCUCCGUCAAGGGAAACUCCAAGCUCCCGGUAGGAGUCUGGAUUCAUGGUGGUGGCUUCUUUGAGGGAUCUGGGAGAGAUGAGCGGUACAACAUGUCUGCUAUUGUUGCAAACUCUUACAAGAUUGGUAAACCAUUCAUUGCCGUCACCCUUAACUACAGACUCUCUGCCUGGGGAUUCAUCAGCUCGAGUGAAGUGUCCGGCAGCGGUAACACCAAUCUCGGCCUGCGAGAUCAAAGAUUGGCCCUCCACUGGAUCCAGGAGAAUAUCGCUGCCUUUGGUGGGGAUCCGACCAAGGUCACAAUCUGGGGCGAGUCGGCCGGUGGCAUGUCAGUGGGCUAUCAAUUGACAGCAUAUGGAGGCCGAGAUGACAAACUGUUCAGAGCUGGUAUUAUGGAGUCUGGAGGAUCUAUUUCAGCCAGUACCGGUAACUUUACGACGUACCAGUCGUCUUAUGAUACCCUGGCUGCUAGUGUCAACUGCUCCAAUGCAGUGGACUCUCUACAAUGCUUGCGAGAGGUUCCUUUCGAAACCCUCAACUCGGUUUUGAACGGCACUGAUGGCUCCUCGGCGUACGACUUCUCGCCUGUGGUUGAUGGGGAUUUCUUACGAACCUAUGGUAGUGUGCAGUUGAACAAUCACGAAUUUGUCAAAAUUCCUAUUAUAUCGGGAACGAACAUGGAUGAGGGAACUGCAUUCGGGCCCAAGGGUAUCAAUACCACCGAGCAGUGGUAUGAGUACCUCACUGAUGGCUCAUUGGGUAAGCAAUUACCACCACCCAUUGCCAAGCGCAUCUUGGAACUAUACCCCGACGACCCAUCACAGGGUAUUCCAGCAUUCCUUGGUGACCAGCGUGUACCCUCAAUGGGCUAUGAAUGGCGACGAACCAGUGCCUUUGCGGGUGACUUCUACAUGCAUGCGAAUCGGCGCCGACAAUGCGAGGCAUGGGCCGAAACCUCAACACCAGCGUACUGUUACCGAUUCGACGUGCACUCUGCCGAUGUCCCGCUCAUUGUGGGAGCAACCCAUUUCGAGGAAGUCGCUUUCGUAUUCCACAAUAUUGCUGGACUAGGUUACCACUACGGAAAGCCUUUUGCGGGUGUGCCACAGUCGUAUAUCGAUCUUAGUAUUAUGAUGACGAGUAUGUGGGCUUCGUUCAUUCACGACUUGAAUCCAAAUUCCGGCGUGAUGAAUAAGUCGAUCCAUUGGCAGGCUUAUGGAAAGGAUAAGCCUGUUGAUCUGCUUUUCAGUGCCAAUACCACCAGUUAUAUGGAGGCUGAUACCUGGCGCAAAGAAGGGAUUGACUAUAUCAAUGCGAUUGCGAAGGCAGUUUGGCGGUAG
Penicillium subrubescens is the source of this 1668-nucleotide messenger RNA. RefSeq lists its product as uncharacterized. The transcript is spliced from 4 exons. Bases 1 to 1668 code for a protein of 555 amino acids. Lineage: Eukaryota; Fungi; Ascomycota; Eurotiomycetes; Eurotiales; Aspergillaceae. The record is from RefSeq and is a predicted model, not a curated record.